Molecule: messenger RNA, 810 nt
Organism: Torulaspora delbrueckii
Lineage: Eukaryota; Fungi; Ascomycota; Saccharomycetes; Saccharomycetales; Saccharomycetaceae
Product: RNA-binding protein
Exons: 1
Coding region: 1-810 (269 amino acids)
Molecular function (GO): nucleic acid binding
Source: RefSeq, a predicted model, not a curated record
AUGCGGAUUGAUGACAAGCAGCAAGUGGUUGAAUGGCUAGAUUCGACUGUUGCAGUUGUGUCGAAAUCUGAUCCCGAACUUUUGAAAGAGUUUGUGUUGGAAUUGCUCGAAGAAGUGCCUGGUGACAAGGAAAGAGAUGAGUUUAUAGAAACGGUUUGUUCUUUGUUGGAUCAGAUCGUCAGAGAUAAGGAAGUGUUUGCUCAAGAGCUGUACGAUGUGGUUGUAGCAGGACAGAAACAUAGAGAGGAUUCGGAGAAUUGGGUUACUAUCUAUGAUAUACCACAGGAUCUUUGCAAAAGGAAGUUGGUUCUUAAAGAAUUCGAACAGUUUGGAGUUGUGUGUGGGUUCAAGCUCACUGGUAGCUUGAGUCAGCCUAGGAGGAAUGCAUUGAUCAAGUUUGAGGAUAGCGAUGCGGUCAAUGCUUGCCUGCAGUCUACGAUUCCUUUCUUCAACGAUAGAUUUGUUCAAGUGGAUACCGUGGUUGCAGUGGAACCAGCAAAGUUACCGAAAUCCACUCCGUUCAGCCAAAUGACUACUCAACUUAACGUAAAGUCUAAGCAACUUGCUCAGUAUCGUGAAAGGCUUCGAGAGAUAGAAAAUAGGAUCGAGGCGACAAAUCCGAAUGAUUCUUGUAAUGUGAGACAUUGUCAAAACUUGUAUCGUGAGUUUCUGGAAGAAUUGGAUAGGAAACAAUUAUCUCCGGAACUGCUAUACCGUUUGCAAGACAAAUUGCAGGCGAUAAAAUACGAUCCAAAGACUUAUGUUAAACCCAGACGGCCUAGUGGCGAAAGGGUGAGAGUAAGAGAUUAA